This is a messenger RNA of Helianthus annuus (common sunflower), 1366 nucleotides long. RefSeq lists its product as uncharacterized. The transcript has a single exon. Lineage: Eukaryota; Viridiplantae; Streptophyta; Magnoliopsida; Asterales; Asteraceae. Bases 110 to 1216 code for a protein of 368 amino acids. The record is from RefSeq and is a predicted model, not a curated record.
ACAAAACCCAAAGGAUAAACCCUCACUCACCUUAGCCACAAAAAUACAUCUAUAAUAAUAAUAUCACAUAUCUUCUUAACCCACAACCCUCAAACACUCUAUUCUAACCAUGGGUUGUGUCUCAUCCAAACAUGUCAAAGCCGGAACCCUCGAUGUCUACCGUCCGGCCGCCACCAGUUUCGCUGUAUUCGACAUCAACUCCAUCACCGAACCAUGGCUACCGGCGAAAGAACAACAAGAUGACGAGAAAGAAAAAACGCCAUCCCACUUGCCGGUUCCAAAAGAAAAACUCGAUGAUGACGAUGAUGAUGAUGUUGUUCCACGACCGUGGGAAGAAGUCAGAAAAGAUUUGGAAGAACUUAAACCAACCUUAAACUCCCCGACACCUCGUCAACCCACCGCCGACACGCCGCCGGACACAUCACCGGUACCGGAGAAAAAGAUGAAACGCAAGAGCUUUUCUUUCCACACACUUGAAGAACUCGAAAAUAAUACAAAGGCGGGUAAGAAUAAUAAUAAUAAACCGGGUCCCGGGUUGAAAAAAACCGAGUCGUGUAACGAGUUGAGCAAUAUCCGGUUGAAACGAACCGACCCGGGUACGAAAUCCGGGUCGAUACCCCCUCCGGUUAUAGAGGGGUACAAGUCAUUAAAAGAUAACCCGUUUUUGUUGCGGGAUAAAGAGGAGAGAGAAAAACAAGGGUUACCUCCGCUUUUUAUGAAGCGGGACCCACUUGAGGAUUACCCGGAAAUCUGCCCGCCGGGCGGGUCAGAUAAAGUGGUUAUCUACUUGACGUCGUUGGGUGGGAUCCGGAGGACGUAUGAAGAUUGUAACCGGGUUAGGUCUAUUAUGGAGCUCCAUGGGUUUUUGUAUGAAGAGCGAGAUAUAUCGUUACAUGGUGAGUUUCGGACUCAGUUGAGAGAGUUGCUUGGUGACUCGGCAAGCGUGCCAAGGAUGUUUGUGAAGGGUAGGUAUAUUGGGGGAGUGGAUGAGAUUGUGGGGUUAAAUGAGACGGGUCGGCUCAGGAGGAUAUUGAGUCGGGUUGGGAUUGAAAAAGAGGUUGGGAGACAAGCGUGUGAAGGGUGUGGUGGUGCGAGGUUUGUUCCGUGUUUGGAGUGUGGUGGGAGUUGUAAGAUCGCGGUGGACGGUAAGAAAGAGAAAGAAAGAUGUCCUGAAUGUAAUGAGAACGGGUUAAUGUAUUGUCCUAUGUGUUCAUGAUACGAUCAGACACUCAUCGACCUUGUAGAGGGCCGAUUCAUGAUUGUAAUGUUGUUUAAACCUUUGUUGAUUUGGUUUCGUUUGAUUUUUAAUAUAGAAAAAUAAUAAGAUAUACGUUUGUAAAUGAAACAGUUCUUUAAAUUUGUACCA